GACCAGUUAAGUAAAUUUGCCAUUACGGAAAAGAAACCCUAGCAAAAACCUUCAAAAGGGCGGAAGCCUCCCAUUUUGGUGCAGAAACUAGGGAGAGGUAGAAGGGCACGUCUCUCUCCAGCCAUGUCGAAGAGAGGCCGCGGAGGUUCCGCGGGGAACAAGUUCCGGAUGUCGCUGGGUCUGCCGGUGGCCGCGACGGUGAACUGCGCCGACAACACGGGAGCGAAGAAUCUGUACAUUAUCUCCGUGAAGGGGAUCAAGGGUAGGCUCAAUCGGCUCCCUUCGGCCUGUAUUGGUGAUAUGGUCAUGGCGACCGUCAAGAAAGGGAAGCCUGAUCUCAGGAAGAAGGUCAUGCCGGCUGUCAUUGUCCGCCAGCGCAAGCCCUGGCGCCGAAAGGACGGGGUGUACAUGUAUUUUGAAGAUAAUGCUGGUGUAAUUGUGAAUCCCAAAGGAGAGAUGAAAGGAUCGGCGAUUACAGGGCCUAUUGGGAAAGAGUGUGCUGAUUUGUGGCCAAGGAUCGCUAGUGCUGCAAAUGCUAUAGUCUGAAAUUUAACAGCUCUUUGAUAGCAAUUUUUUUUGCGAUUUGAGGCUUUUGUUUGGUUUGUCGGAAAGUCCUACAGAACAGAUAAUGGAGUUUUUGGUGCUUCGGCUUAUGACAAUUUGUGGAACUUUCUUAUAGUUGGCAACUGAAAUACUGCUUGUCUCUUCUA
Nymphaea colorata (pocket water lily) is the source of this 710-nucleotide messenger RNA. RefSeq names its product 60S ribosomal protein L23. Gene Ontology annotation, cellular component: ribosome; cytosolic large ribosomal subunit. Bases 124 to 546 code for a protein of 140 amino acids. Gene Ontology annotation, molecular function: large ribosomal subunit rRNA binding; structural constituent of ribosome. Gene Ontology annotation, biological process: translation. The transcript is spliced from 4 exons. NCBI's taxonomy places the organism in Eukaryota, Viridiplantae, Streptophyta, Magnoliopsida, Nymphaeales, Nymphaeaceae. The record is from RefSeq and is a predicted model, not a curated record.